AUUACUGUUUAAAACAAAAAGAGUGGGAAUGGCGUAAGAAAAGGAUACCAUUGCCGAAGUUCAAAAGGACUAAAAUUGUUGAAAAGCCGAGAAUAAAAAAGUUACCAGGUACAAAAUUAACAAAACAAGAAGCUAAAAAUAUUGACAGAUUUAAUAAACUAAGUCUACAAGUAUCACCAGAAAAAGUUAAAGUACUCAAAAAGCCGGGUUUGUCUAUAAAAGAGAAAAUAGAACUUGAACCGGUAAAAGACGAUUUUUCAGCGGAUGAUGAAGAAGAAUCUCCUAGAAACGAGAAGGUAAGAAUCUUAAAGAAGCCUGGAUUAACACUGAGAGAAAAGGGCAAACUUAAACCAAAACAUAGUGAAUUGCUUUCUGAUGAUGAACAAAGCUCUGCAGUAAAAGAAAGACAUAAAGUUCGAAUUUCGAAAAAGCCAGGGUUAUCCAUAAAAGAGAAAAUAGAACAUAAACCUGAAAAGGACGAUGUUUUAACGGAUAAUGAGGAAGAAUCUUGGAGAAAUGAGAAAACACGAAUUUUGAAGAAACCAGGAUUAACAUUAAGAGAAAAAGGCAAACUAAAACCAAAACAAACUGAGUUGUUUUCUGAUGAUGAACAAGGGUCCCUAACAACAAGAGAAAGAGAUAAAGUCCGAGUUUUGAAAAAACCGGGAUUAUCAAAUAAGCAGAAAAAUAAACUUAACAGUGAAAAACGAGAAUAUUUGACCGACGAUGAACAAGACAUACCAAACGGUAGAAGAAGUACUCUGUCAGAUUCUGUAGUGUAUGGAAAUAAAGCAAAUAAAGUGCAGAGAAAAUCACGGAAAGAAAAGUAUCAAGAAUCUCAGAUAUUGGAAGAGGAAGGAAAAGAUAGCAGAAUGAGCCAUCGAACGUUGAAUAAUCAAAGUGGCGGAGAUUACAUGGCAGACGACGGGUACGACACAACUCGUGAAUACCAGGGAAGCCAGAAUGAUACUCACCUACCUCCAAUAGAUGCCAAGUAUGGAGCUUCAAACCAGAACAGUCCUACUUCAUCGAGAAAAAUGACAGUACAUGAGAGAUUGUACGAUCCAGACUACAGAAAGAACCGAAGUGUUCCGACUGAGCCUGAACCUGUUUAUGUGCGGGAAUUUAAAUCCCGGCCUCCGAAACAGCUAGAACACGUGAAAAGCCGUCAUAUGGAUGCCACGUAUUUUGAGCCAAGAGGAGAAUAUGUUCUGGAAACUGAUGAAGAACCUGCUCCACAGUUUAAAUCAAAGCCACCCAAAAAUCUGGAGCAUGUGCAAAGUCGUCAUUUAAGUCCUGAAUACCAGAAAAAGAGGCAGGCACAAGACGGUGGGAAUGAAGAAGUCAUGCAGAAUAAUUUUGUUUCAAGGCCUCCCAAGAAGUUUGAACACGUGCAAAGUAAGAUAUUGGAUCCGAAAUACUUCGAAGAAAAACAACCUCAGCAGGAAGAAGAAAUAUACGACAAUGAAUUUAGAGCAAGACUUCCAAAGAAACUUGAACAUGUUCAAAGUAAGAUAAUGGAUCCAAAAUAUUACCAAGAGAAGCAGCCGCCGGAAGAAGAAAAAUAUGACAAUGAAUUUAAAGCAAGGCUUCCAAAGAAACUAGAACAUGUUCAAAGUCGUAUCCUUGAGCCAAAAAAGCAGAGGCCUGCUUCUGAAGAAGCCGAAACUGUGUCUUUACCUUCGUUCAGAGCAAAACCACCUAAGCACCUCGAACAAGUGGGAAGUCGAAUACUAGAUCCUGCAUUUUAUGAGCCUCGACCAGAGUAUGUAUAUGAAACUGAAGAGGACAAUAUAGAUCACAAUUUCAAAGCCAGGCUUCCAAAAAGUCUCCAACACGUGGAGUCUCGUGCCUUAGAUCCUAAGUACUUCAAGAAAAAGGUCCCACCAAUUCCUACAGAAGAACGGGAAGCCAUGAAUACAAACCAUAAUUUCAAAGCAAGGCUGCCUAAAUCUUUAGCACAUGUUCAAAGUCGAGCAUUCGAUCCUUACUAUAACAAAAGUUUAUCACCUCGUCACGAGACUCCAGUAGUUGAGCUGAAGCAAAGAGGUCAAGUAGUUGUCAUUAAUGUCAAGAAAGACCAUCAUCAUCACCAUGAAAGAAGCAAAUCAGAGGGUUAUAAAGAUAGAUAUGAAGCCGUAAGAGGAAAAGAUAGCUACUGGAGAAAUGAGGAUGCAGAAAGUUUAAAGAAAAAUGGCAAGCAAGAAAUGAGAGAGGAUGAAAAGACUCCGGAGAAGAAGGAAAGAAGGCCCUGGAGGCCACCCCGAAAACCGAAACCAGAGAAAAUAGACAAAGAAUACUUUGACAGUUGGGUGAUGACACCCACACACCUAUAUAAUGACAGUAAUGAUAUGUUCUAUAGGAACAGACGGAAUGUGUCAGAAAUGUGGACGAGCCUUGCAAAGUCCAUCAAGAAAUCUGUCGUUGAAAAUGGUGACAGAAUCAGACCUGUUGAACGAACAUAUUACUAAUUCCAUUUCGUUUAUCAUUCUUUUAUUUCUAUUUUAAUUUCAUCGAUGGCUUAAAGUAUUUUUGUUGUUGUUGGGCUUAACGUCGCAUCGACACAAUUCAGGUCAUAUGGCGACUUUCCAGCUUUGAUGGUGGAGGAAGACCUCAGGUUCCCUUCCGUGUGGUUUAACAGCAUCGCAUAUGUAUGAAUAUUCCCUAUUGUAGAGCAAAAGUUAUAUAUGGUGUAUGCGAAAGCUGUAGUGUGCUUGUGUUUGACUAAAAGCAACGUCGAUUGAACCGCUCUAUUGUUAGCAGAGAAAAUGAUCAAGAUGUCUUUUUGAAUUUUCCGAAACAAAACCUUUCCAAGUGCUUCUGUGUGCCAUCCGCUAAGGUCAUUUAACAUAUCGUGUAAGAAACAAAAUAACUUGUUUGUGGCAUUUGCCUAAUUUCUUGAUGUUUUACCAUUUAAUUGUCAAAACUAACAAAUUUGCUGGCCAGAAUCCAGUAACUCAUUCCACUAUCCGGAGUUGUGCACAAUAGCCGUUUAUCGGCAGGCCACAUAACAUUUAACUUAACCUUUAGCCUAUUGUGCCUUUGAACACCCCUUUGAAUAAUAAAUGGUAUUGUCCAAAUUGAAUGAUGGACAUUUCAUUAUAGAAAUUUAGCUGGCUUAAAGGUUAAAUGUAUACAUAAACAACCCAUUUAACGGCAAUAAUUGUGUUUUCAGUGGUUAUAAGCAUUUUUAAAUCUAGAUUAUCAAUAGGGCUGUGCCCUCGUGCAAUUAUUGGCUUAUUCACACAAAUAACCACUAAAUGCACACCAUGUUCGUUUUAUAAGUGUAUAUUAUUACUUGCAUUGCUACAGAUAUUUUGUACCCAAUACCAAAAACAUGAAUGUAAACAAUAAACGGUUAUUGAAAUGUAGCUUUCUUUGCUAAUAACCGGAUAUUACGAUUGAUCCAUGUCCCGUUUCAGUUAUUAACCAUAUGUUAAUCAUAUAAUGUCACGACCAUUAGAUAUUCUACAUCGGUGCUUCAGAAACUGUGACAGUUGCUUCAGGUGCAGACAUAGUUUCUGCUUUCGCUUUUCUGAAGCUGCACGACAUUACUUAGAUGAAAGAACAUGCGCGAAAAGUAAGACGUAUUAAAAUGAUUUCAAUAGCGGGUUAACACUUCGAAAUACUUUUUAUGUUCUCAAAUCUUGAAAAGAUUUAAUUAUGAAGUUCAGUUGCCGAACCUUUUGUACCACAGACAUUGAUGUAUAGAGCAAAUAGCUUUUAUCGUAACUGGAUGAUUUGGGUAGGUUCAGUUAUUCAUCUGUAAUACAGAUUUCAAGGAGUGUAUACAUCCAUUGUAUUUAUUAUGCGUUUGGGCUAUUGACAGAAGGUUAUGAAUAUAACAUGUGAUAUUUACAUUAAAAGAAUUAUCAAUUUGA
Messenger RNA from Mercenaria mercenaria, 3881 nucleotides. RefSeq names its product eukaryotic translation initiation factor 3 subunit A-like. The transcript has 14 exons. Bases 873 to 2471 code for a protein of 532 amino acids. The record is from RefSeq and is a predicted model, not a curated record. Lineage: Eukaryota; Metazoa; Mollusca; Bivalvia; Venerida; Veneridae.